Messenger RNA from Chondrus crispus (carragheen), 1922 nucleotides. RefSeq names its product Glycosyltransferase, family GT27. The record is from RefSeq and is a predicted model, not a curated record. The transcript is spliced from 2 exons. NCBI's taxonomy places the organism in Eukaryota, Rhodophyta, Florideophyceae, Gigartinales, Gigartinaceae. Gene Ontology annotation, cellular component: Golgi apparatus. Bases 1 to 1818 code for a protein of 605 amino acids.
AUGCGCGCCGUCCUGGCCAGGGUCCACACCUACGUCCUCGGCGGCACCCGCGUCGACCCCGCGCCCCUGCUCCAGUCCGUCGACCCGCUCCACUUCCACGGCCGCCUCAUCGGACACGACCCCGCCACUCGCCUCCCCGUGUGGACACCGACCCCGUUCGACUUCUCUCAGGAGACUGUCGAGAUGAAAAGAGAAGCACACACAAAGUCGUGCUACAACAAACGCAGAUCAAACGCUAUCCCGCUCGACAGGUCAGUCCCUGACGUCCGCACGGGGGAAUGCCACCACCAGUGGUACUACCACGUCCCGCACAUCCCUGCUUCGUCCACGUCUGCCACUUUCUCACGCGCCAUGUCCACCUUGCAUCUGUCCUCCGACAUGCAACCCACAUCCCCAACCCCGAUCCGCCUGCCCACCACCUCGGUCAUCUUCGUGUUCUACAACGAGCCACUUUCCCCUCUCCUCCGCGCCAUUUAUUCCGUCCUCAACCGCACCCCGCCCCAUUUGCUGCACGAAAUCAUCCUCGUUGACGACGGCAGCGAUGCCGAAGCCCCGUGGUUGGCCGAAGGCGCUCAAUUUGAGCGCCAUCUUCAGCUCCUCCCGAAGGCCCGACUCGCUCGUCUCACGGGUCGCAAUGGGCUUAUGCGCGCCCGCAAUGUCGGCGCCAGCCUUGCCACCGCAGAGACGAUCACAUACUUGGAUGCUCAUAUCGAAGUCGGCCCCGGCUGGCUCGAGCCACUCAUGGGCCGCAUUGCAGAAGGUAUGCGGGACGGUAUUAAUCGCGUUGUCGUCCCUGGCAUUGAUAGCAUUGACGCAGAUACGUUCAAUUACACGGCGGGAGGAAUUGACAUUUUGGGGCACACGUGGGGGCUCGGACAGACGGGAAUUGAGCAUUCCAGUCCACGAAAUGGUGUAGAGCCCAUCCGCUCGCCCAUCAUGGCUGGGGGGCUCUUGUCAUUGUCGAGGAAGUACAUGGAUUUGCUCGGGUUUUAUGAUCCGGAGAUGGAGCUCUGGGGCGGCGAAGAAAUGGAGAUCAGUUUUAGAAUUUGGCUCUGCGGGGGUACUUUGGAAUUCAUGCCAUGCUCGAGAGUCGGUCAUGUGUUUCGGUCGAACAAGUAUUGGCAGGGGCAAGUAUACAAGGUGCCGGGUGAGGUUAUUAUGAAGAACAAGAAUCGAGCAGCAUUCUGGAUGGAUGAGUAUGCGCCGCUCGCGCGACUGUCUGUCGGUAAUGAGGGAGGUGUUGGGGACAUGAAGCAUUAUGAGAAUAUCAAGGCAAGACUUCAAUGCAAGCCGUUCCGGUGGUAUUUGCAGAAUGUGUAUCCGCAGUUGCUCAAGUCGGCAGAUAUACUCAUCAAGACCGGUGGUAGCAAGAUGUCCGAUCCCUUCCAAGCCUCUGGUUUCGUGCGGAACAAUCACACGGGGACAUGCUUAGACCAUCUUCAUUUGAAAUCAGAUGGGUCGGCGUUUGGAGCUUAUCCAUGUCACUACACCCAUGGCAGUCAAUCCAUGGUGUACACUGAUAGUCAUAUGAUACUGUCUGGAGAGCAGUUGCUCGACGGAUGCCUUACCCGGAGUGCAGAUAAUUUACUCCGGAAGUAUCACUGCACGGAUGAUCUGGAAGCAGAUCAGACAUGGACCAUGGAACGGAACGGGAAUAAUGACAGAGCCGUGACGAUGGUGGGAGAAGGAAAGUGUCUUACAGUAGUGGCAGAACCGGAACAGGACAACAAGAGCGCAUUUUCGCUGCGGUUGUUGGAAUGUGGUGGUGAACUGGCGCCACUGCAGAGCUGGGAAUGGGAAUCACUUCGAGACAGUUGAUAGGGAUCACGAAGUACAGUAGUGUGCCGCACUGCUCGUCGGUCUUCUUGUACAGUUUUUUGGUAGACACUAAAUACUUUUCGCCAUAUGGCCUAGGUGCCAGU